This is a messenger RNA of Choloepus didactylus (southern two-toed sloth), 2140 nucleotides long. RefSeq names its product solute carrier family 52 member 3 (gene SLC52A3). NCBI's taxonomy places the organism in Eukaryota, Metazoa, Chordata, Mammalia, Pilosa, Megalonychidae. The record is from RefSeq and is a predicted model, not a curated record. Gene Ontology annotation, biological process: riboflavin transport. Gene Ontology annotation, molecular function: riboflavin transmembrane transporter activity. The transcript is spliced from 5 exons. The coding region runs from base 111 to 1520 and encodes 469 amino acids. Gene Ontology annotation, cellular component: plasma membrane.
UCCGGAACAGGCCCAGCAGGUAACUAGGCGGAGCCGGCCGCCAGGGCAAGAGGGCACGACUGCAGGCUGAUCUGAGGAGGCAGUGGCCUCCGGACAGGGCAGACAACACCAUGGCCCUCCUGAUACACCUGCUGGUCUGCGUCUUUGGAACAGGCUCCUGGGUGGCCAUCAAUGGGCUCUGGGUAGAGCUGCCCCUGCUGGUGAUGGAGCUGCCUGAGGGCUGGUACCUGCCCUCCUACCUCACAGUGGUCAUCCAGCUGGCCAACGUCGGCCCUCUCCUGGUCACCCUGCUCCAUCACUUCCGAGCCACGUGCCUUUACGACGUGCCCAUCAUCUUCACCAUGCUGGGUGUGGGCACCAUCUCCUGCAUCCUCUUCGCCUUCCUGUGGAACGUGACCUCCUGGGUGCUGGGUGGCCUCCGCAGCAUCGCCUUCCUGGUUCUCACCUUCUUCCUGUCCCUGGUGGACUGCACCUCUUCCGUCACCUUCCUGCCCUUCAUGAGCCGGCUGCCCGCCCACUACCUCACCACCUACUUCGUGGGCGAAGGACUCAGUGGCCUCCUGCCCAGCCUGGUGGCUCUUGCCCAGGGCUCAGGUCUCACCACCUGUGUCAACGUCACUGAACCAUCAGGCACCCCCUCAGGCCCUGUGACCUCCAGGGACAACAAUAUCCCCCAGGGAGUUAACAACACUCUGGCGCCUGACCUCCCUGGGACCGCAGCCUCCGUUGUCCACCUGGAAAGCCGCUACCUCCCUGCCAACUUCUCGCCCCUGGUCUACUUCCUCCUGCUCUCCUUCAUGAUGGCCUGCUGCCUGGUGGCUUUCUUCUUUCUCCAGCGCCUACCCAGGUGCUGGGAAGCCUCCAUGGAAGACCUCUUCAAAUCCCAGGUCACACUCUACUCCAUCCGGCCACGGGCUGAGAAGGACCCGGGCGCCCCAGGCCCAGUGCACAGCACCAAGGACCAGGAGCAUCUGGAGGGGGACUCGGGCCCCCGCCCCCCGGCUCCCCUGAUCUUCAUCUACAUCCUGGUGGCGUUUGUGAACGCGCUCACCAACGGCGUGCUGCCCUCCGUGCAGACCUACUCCUGCCUGUCCUACGGGCCAGCUGCCUACCACCUGUCGGCCACCCUUGGCUCCAUGGCCAACCCGCUUGCCUGCUUCCUCUCCAUGUUCCUGCCUAACAGGUCUCUGCCAUUUCUGGUGGUCCUCGUGGUGCUUGGGUCUGGGUUUGGGGCCUACAACCUCGCCAUGGCUGUGAUGAGCCCCUGCCCGCUCCUGCAGGGCCACUGGGGUGGCGAAGUCCUCAUCGUGAUCUCGUGGGUGCUGUUCACUGGCUGUCUGAGCUACGUCAAGGUGAUGCUGGGCGUGAUCCUGCGCGACCAGAGCCGCAGCGCCCUCGUGUGGUGCGGGGCGGCGGUGCAGCUCGGCUCGCUGCUCGGAGCGCUGCUCAUGUUCCCGCUGGUCAACGUGUGGAGGCUCUUCUCGUCCGCAGACUCCUGCAGCCUGCACUGCGCCGCCUAGGCCGGCAGGAGGCGCAGGGACCAUGCCAGGGCGCCAGCCCCUCCCCCCACCCCAUUGCUAACACCUGGAAACAGGCCCAGAAACUGGGUAAGGGGAGUGCCAAGGUCACGGAGCGGGGUGCAGAUGCCGAACUUGAGGACUCAGUCCAUCAACACAAACUCCGGCUGGGAACUGAAUGCAGCGGGUGUCCCGUGGGACCUGAAAAUGCAAAGCCCUCCCCCCACACGCUCACACCUCUUCCUGUCACCCCUCCCGACCUGCUUCCUGGAAGGUGACCUGGGAGGCAGAGCGAGAUGUUUAGGGGGGAGGUGGGAUCCUAUCCCAAGCCUCUGAAAGUGAGGUUCCCCACCAGGCUGGAGACUGGAAUUGCAGAGCCUUAGAAGCAGUUCUCUCAACUGGAGGGGAAGAGUGUUAUUUUGUUUUACUUUUUCCUUUCCUUUCUUUCUUUCUUUUUUUAAUAAAGACAUUCCCUGCUUUUAUACUCAGAGCAAACUUGAAAGGACAAGUCCAACCUGCAUCCCCCAAAAGUAUCAAUAGUCAGUUGUCAGUGGUUUCUAUAGUGCUGUUGCUUUAUCUGCUUGCUUGCCACUCUCCCCUCCCCUGCCCAAUUCUUCCCAAUA